AUGGUAGAAACAGCACCCAAUUCCUUGAACAAUCGAGCAGUAGAAUACCGCGGUUAUCUCCACACCGCUAUGCUUCUUGGAGCGGCAGCAAACCAGCGCCAACACCAAGAAGAAUCCUCCACCUCCGACAAAGGACCGUCGGUUGGCGCUUCGUCAAUUUUUACGAUUGACAGUAUAUUGGCAUCACCGCCUCGAGGAGACAGAAGACAUAUUGGCAGCAGCGAUACAAUUGCUGUAAGUCCAGCUUCAUCACCUGGUUCAAAUGCCGGAGAUAGGAAAGAUGGUGAACUCUUCAGAGAUUUUAGAUCUUCUCCCGUGUUACCUGGACAUCAACACCAUCAUCCGGCGGCGGCUUUGCAUUUAGGACACUUGGCAGCAGCAGCCGCGUCCGGUUUUGGAACUACUUCAGAUUUUCUUGCAGUAGCAUAUCCCAAUUUCUACCCAAAUUAUAUGCACGCUGCUGCAGUAGCGCAUGCGGCGGCGGCCGCGUCUAUGCACCCGCAUGUCCACGGACCGCCACCUAAACGAAAGCGGAGGCACAGGACCAUAUUCACAGAAGAACAGUUAGAGCAGUUAGAAGCAACUUUUGAUAAAACACACUAUCCAGACGUGGUGCUGAGGGAACAGUUAGCACUUAAAGUUGAUCUUAAGGAAGAGCGAGUUGAG
Messenger RNA from Ctenocephalides felis (cat flea), 666 nucleotides. RefSeq names its product homeobox protein goosecoid-like. Gene Ontology annotation, molecular function: DNA-binding transcription factor activity, RNA polymerase II-specific; RNA polymerase II cis-regulatory region sequence-specific DNA binding. Lineage: Eukaryota; Metazoa; Arthropoda; Insecta; Siphonaptera; Pulicidae. The transcript has 3 exons. The record is from RefSeq and is a predicted model, not a curated record. The annotation marks the transcript as partial. Gene Ontology annotation, cellular component: nucleus. Gene Ontology annotation, biological process: regulation of transcription by RNA polymerase II.